AUGACAUUCCGUAAAGUUGCACACACGAGGUACGAGCGCAAUCAACGCCUGAUGGCCGAGCUCUUCAACCCACAAAUUGUGAACGACACGAGAACAAUUGUUGGACAAAGCCGGAUUGAGAUGCUACGGAAACAGGCUCAAUCCCUCGCUUCUCACCAAUCCAAGCUCGAAGAUGAGCUCCGAAAGUUGGAUGAAACGUUUGAGGCAAAGAAGCGCGCAAUCGAGAAAGGAAGUGAACAAUUUGCUGAACAAUUGAAAAAGGUUUGCGAAGAGAAGCCGGUUCUGGAUGACAAUAAAUUCCAAGAGCUCGUCACGAAAUGGGAGGGUGAAUUGAGUACGGCAUACGUUGACUAUAAAAAGAAACAAGACGAAAUUGCGGCAAAAGCUGAAAGCGAUCGUGCUGCUCUUGCCGAGAAAAGUGCCCUCUUCGCGAUGGUGGCCGAAAAUGAUGAUGAAGCGAAAGAAAAGGAGAAAGAGGAAGAAGAACAGCAAAAUGAAGAGAAAGCGGAAAAAGCACCUGAACAAUCCGAGGAAAAUCCAGCGGAGAAGUGCAAAAGUGCGUCACCGAAAGAAGUCAAUGAUGAGGCUAACCCUUCAGAAAACGGCAACUCUAAUCCGGCACCAAGUCAAGAAGAUGAUACACCGGCUGAAGAAGAAGAACAAGACGAAACACCGAUGGAUGAA
Molecule: messenger RNA, 684 nt
Organism: Mesorhabditis belari
Lineage: Eukaryota; Metazoa; Nematoda; Chromadorea; Rhabditida; Rhabditidae
Source: the annotation of a GenBank genome assembly